Tachysurus fulvidraco (yellow catfish) is the source of this 2508-nucleotide messenger RNA. It is a transcript of the gene klf5a, whose product is annotated as Kruppel-like factor 5a. Gene Ontology annotation, biological process: regulation of transcription by RNA polymerase II. Lineage: Eukaryota; Metazoa; Chordata; Actinopteri; Siluriformes; Bagridae. The record is from RefSeq and is a predicted model, not a curated record. The transcript is spliced from 4 exons. The coding region runs from base 1137 to 2363 and encodes 408 amino acids. Gene Ontology annotation, molecular function: RNA polymerase II cis-regulatory region sequence-specific DNA binding; DNA-binding transcription factor activity, RNA polymerase II-specific.
GUGGGCAUGCACACACACACACACACACACACAAACUAUAUUGUAGUGUUUUGGCAGUGGCGAUAUGCCAAAAGCCAUAUUUGAUAGUUUUAUGACGCAGGAUGCAUUGUGCGGGUCACGAGGGAUUCUUUUUGAGAGGUGAUGCAGAACUUACGUCAUGCAGGUACAUCUUAAAAUACAGCUUACUUCACCCCAGUUUAUGUAUCUAUAUUGUGUCUCUACUUUAUAUUUUACACCUUUUUUGGUUGUACUGGUAGUUUAAAGGAGCCAUAAAUUUGAGAUUGAUUUUUUUUUAACAUUACAAAUAGACAAAUUAGAUUGAUAAAAUAUAUUUUCUAUUUAUUUACAUUUUUUUAAACAUUACAAAUAGACCUUAACAAAUAGAUUUCAUAGCUGAAGACGUAUUUGAGAUGUUAUCUGUGUAGCUUCUGAAUGUUUUGAGAUUAAAUCCCAGGCGUAUCUCAUAAACCGGUAAAAAAUAAUAAUAAUAAUAAUAAUGACCUAAUGACGGAGACACUGACCAAUCAUAUGCGUCUCUGAGGUCGUGUAUGUGGAAGAGGGCAGAUUGCGCUUCCAUCCAAAUCCUACAAGUGUCUGACUUCAUUCAACACGUGUUAACCUUCACCCUGAAACCCUCAGCUUCAUAAGGGGAAAAAUUUUUUUUUUUUUUUUGGACCUAAAAUUAAUUUAUGAAAUAAUGUAACCAAAAAAAUUUUGACCUUUAAUUUGAAUAUUUCUUUUGUUUACAUAAAUUAUAAAUACAAACUAUUCUGUUGUUGUUGUUGAUGUUGAUGUUGCUCCUCUUUAAUGCUCUAUAAUGAGAUCUGAGACACGCGCAGAAGCGGUGACAGUUGUAGCUGCUGCGCUCCGCCCAUUCAGCAGCCUCAUAUCACCGAGGCCCUGAGACGGGAGGAGACAGAAACCGGGAUAUCCGCCGUGAGCACGGGGUGUGUAUAUACACACACACGCACACACACUCACACACACAGAAGCACGCACACUCGAGCGUGCACUCGUUCCAUGCGCCACGCACUCUCACACACACACUCGCUCCUUCUCUGACAAGGAAAAGCUUAUUAUUUUUCAUUUCUUCAUAUUUUAUUUCGCGGACGCCGUCCAUCGUCCAUCGGGCCGUUAUGGCAGCCACGCUGUUAACGGGACACGAGGACUUUGUGCCGCUGAUGAAAGGCUUUCAGGAGGAGUCCGUUCUGUUCACCGACACCGACAGGGGACUGGUUAACGAUUACGCGCAGGCGAAGCUUGAGAUGGACAAAUACCUGACACCUCAGCUGCAGGAUUCCCCCGCAGUCAAGAAGCAUUGCCAGGAUAGCCCCUCUGUGGAGUUUUUCUGCGACGAUCAGGGCUCCCCUUACAGCAUCAACAUGAACGUGUACCUGCCUGACAUCGCCUACCUGCGCGGCAGCCUGUGUCGCCAGCAACGCCACUCUGUCCCCAGCCAGGUGAAAAGCAAACCUGUGUGCACAACCUACUCUCCGGCCCCAGACUGUUCGGUCCCUCCGUCUCUCCCCGACUUCACUACCAUCUUUAGCUCGCCGUCGGCGCCAUGCUCUAACAUGGAUGCAGGCGACACGUCCAGUGGCAUCUAUAUCAAGCAGGAAAUGCCGUCUUUUGAGCUUCCCCAGGAUGGCCAUCUGUUUCAGCUGCUCAACUCUGAGCUCGACGUUCCCAUUCAGGCCGUUUCGGAGUCUCACACCCAUGCCAUGUCGUCAGAGGUGCCAUCUUUCCAUGACCUGCAUUUAGCAGCCACACAGACUGCCAACAAGCCAUACUGCACCAUGCCUACGCCCUCGUACCCGCUCGGCCCCUCAGGUCACUUCGCUCAGGGCCACACACAGGUCAAAGCGCCCUACCUUCCUCCCUCGCCGCCCACCUCCGAGCCGGGCAGCCCAGACCGACAGAAAGAGCUGUUGCACAACCUGACACCGCCGCCAUCUUAUGCCGCCACCAUAGCAUCCAAAAUGGCAGGCCACAUGCCCGUUCAUCAAGCAUCCACAUCUGCACGGCCGCCCGUGACCCCUGGCGCUGGGGUCAUGCCUGUCCGGUACAACCGCAGGACAAAUCCUGACCUCGAGAAGAGGCGGAUACACCACUGUGACUUCCCAGGUUGCAAGAAGGUUUACACCAAAUCCUCACAUCUGAAAGCUCAUCUGAGGACGCACACUGGCGAGAAGCCAUACAGGUGCACAUGGGAAGGGUGUGACUGGAGAUUCGCUCGUUCUGACGAGCUCACGCGCCACUUCCGCAAACACACGGGCGCAAAGCCCUUCCAGUGUGCAGUGUGCAGCCGCAGCUUCUCUCGCUCCGACCACCUCGCUCUGCACAUGAAGAGGCACCAGAACUGAUCACUACACGCUGAACACCGCUAACACACACACACACACAUUUAUAGAGGGAAUUACUGUACUUACUCACUCACUCAUUCACACACACACACUCGCACACAUACACACACACACACAUAUACUUACAAAUACAUACUCAUACACA